Drosophila ananassae is the source of this 769-nucleotide messenger RNA. It is a transcript of the gene rtp, whose product is annotated as MORN repeat-containing protein 4 homolog. Lineage: Eukaryota; Metazoa; Arthropoda; Insecta; Diptera; Drosophilidae. Bases 123 to 725 code for a protein of 200 amino acids. The record is from RefSeq and is a predicted model, not a curated record. The transcript has 3 exons.
UUAGAUUUAGACCAGGGACGACGCCCCAACGGAAGCCACACAACUUGUUGGCAUCUGGUGCGGAAUAAGCAAGUCUCAGUUGCAGCUGAAAGCGCAUCGCGGCCGGAGACGGAGACGGAGCCAUGGCCAUGGACGACUACGACGAUGACGUGAGCAGUGUGGGCGUGACCACGGCACGUAUUGAGAACCAACACCAGCAGCUGUAUCACCAACAGGGCCAGCACGGACACCACCAGCAAGGCCAGCACCAGGGCCAGGGUCAGUACAGCGCCGGAGCGGUUAAGGUGGGCGGCUGGCGGUACGAGGAUGCUAGUCGAUACAUUGGCGAGUGGAAUCAGCGCGGCCAGAAGCACGGCAUAGGGCAUCUCCAGUUCGCCGACGGCACCCGCUACGACGGCCAGUUCCAGGAGGGACUCAGCCAGGGAGUGGGCUGCCUCUGGUUUCCAGAUGGGGCAAAAUACGAAGGCGAGUUCCAUCAGGGAUGGUUCCAUGGCAAUGGGAUAUUUUGGCGCGCCGAUGGCAUGAAGUACGAGGGAGAAUUUCGUGGCGGUAAGAUCUGGGGCCUGGGACUGUUGACGUUCCAGGACUUUACCCACGGCUUCCCGAGGAACGAGGGCUUCUUCCAGGAUUGCCGCUUCAUGAGGCGGCGGCGCUGUCCAGAGGUGGUCCAGCGCGCCCAGAAGUGUGCCCUUAUGGCCCGCUCCCAGUGCGAGCAUCCGUACUAGAAACAAGAAUAAAGAAAUAAAUGUCCUGACCACCAAAAGGGAAA